This is a messenger RNA of Loxodonta africana (African savanna elephant), 1297 nucleotides long. Its product is annotated as keratin-associated protein 24-1. Lineage: Eukaryota; Metazoa; Chordata; Mammalia; Proboscidea; Elephantidae. The record is from RefSeq and is a predicted model, not a curated record. Gene Ontology annotation, molecular function: structural molecule activity. Gene Ontology annotation, cellular component: keratin filament. The transcript has a single exon. The annotation marks the transcript as partial.
CACCUACCAGUGAAGAUAUAUAAAGUUCUCCUUCCUAUACCUUCGUGGCCACCACUGAGCAACAACUCAGGCUCCAUGUCUGUUCUGGGCUACUCUGGGGUCUGCCAUGCUACACCCUGCAGAACUCACUGUUACACCCCCCUGACUCCUUCUGUCACUCUUUGCUCCAAUGAUGUAAGUCCUACCUUUGGACUCUGCUUGCCCAGUAGCUACCAAGGAAAUAUCUGGCUUCUGGAUAACUGCCAGGAGUCCUACUGUGAAGUCCCCAGCUGCGAACCCCUGAGCUGUGAGCCCAAGACCUGCGCCGCAAGUUGCGAACCAUCAAAUGCCUCUGGGCCCUGCAACUCUCCCUCACUGGGCAAAGUACAAAGUGCCUCUGAAAUUACCAACUGUGGAUCCAGCCCCAGCUGCACCCCAUGCCCUCGGACGAAGGGGUAUGUAUCCACUUGCUACGCACCCACCCGACAUGCAUCUAAAGGUUGUCAGACCCUUUGCAAUGACUCCAACAACUUUGCGCAAUUUAACUGCUUAUCCAAGAGCCACCGACCCAUAAACUACUACAGCCUCGGUAGCUUGGGGGAUAGAAGCUUCCAAAAUCUUGGUUUCAUCCCCAAUGGCUUCUCACCAUCAUAUUAUAUUGCCAGCAGCUGCCAACCCCAAAGCUAUUUAACAAGAAAUUGCCAAUAUCUGAGUUCCAGGCCCGUGAGCUGCCCACCACUGAGCUUUUUACCUAGAAAUUAUAGGUCUCUGAGCUGUAUACCCAGUACUUUUCCACCUCUGAGGUAUUUGUGCAGUAGUAUCAGACCUUGGAGUUGCUAUUGAUCAUCUAAGCAUUUAUAGCAGUUGGAAAUUGCCCAAUGAAGGCAUAUUGUACUAAGUAGUUACCUUCUCUAAUUUUCUGCUGAAUCACUUUACAUGUCUUAAGAAUGCUGUUAGAUUAAUUUCAAAUACAACUUCCAGCUUAUUCACUACAACUUUUACCCCUGCUAAUUUUUUUGUUUGUUCAUUUUCUCUUUUUGUUGCUCUGUUGAUUUGUUUAUGUUGAAGGCCAAUUCUGAAGAUAGUAUGAUUAUUUCUGAGGCUGACUAAGAUGGAUUCCCUGAAGAGAUUCCAAACCAAAUACAACCAUCAUUAGCUUUCUUACCUAGCAGACACUGUCUUUUGCCUGCCAGCACGAUUAUAACCUAUCUUUCCUUGAUGAAGUGGUGUCUCCUUGGUUUGACUGUUGAUUCUAGCACAGUCUUUCAGAGAUGGUUUUGCUUUCCACAAUGCCUUUGUGGAUUGCCUAACUAGCACC